CGCGCGCGCACGCUACGGAUGCUUGAUGCUGAUUGGUUGAUAUUAUUGCAGAUGAUUAAGAUGGAGGAGAGAGAAGUUAAUUGAUAUCGAAGUUGAAAAAAUAACAAAAACACAGAUUGGAUAUUUGAAGUGUGAGGAUUAACUCCUGGAAAGAUAAACAUUGAUCUGGCAAAACAUUAAAGACUUCAAACUAUGGCCGCCCCUGAUAUGGAUGUCAUUAAGGAGGUCCCUGGUUACAGGGUCAUUCUGAAGGCUGUCCUUAAAGCCCAGAUACGACAGUUGGUUGAGCAGCUGGCUACCCAAACUGAAGAGGAGUCUAUCAUCCUGACGGCAAGCGUGACAGAUGGCACAUUGAGUCACCUUGGCUCUGAUUCUGCUGUUGGUUUCCUAGAGGACCAUGAAGAUGUGAAGUCCCAGUUCCUCGGCUAUUGUUUAAAAAGUCAUCACAAACGAAAGCAAGAACAAGAACAGAAAGAGCGAGAAGAAGUGAUCAGAAAAGCCGAGGCAGAGGCUCUACAACAGCAACAGGCAUUCCAACAAUCCAUGGGUUACAUGUCCCCACGGGCAACCAUGCCUCGAAUGGUUCAACGCUCUCCCAGACAGCAAUUCCGACCACCAGGGGGUGGGGUGAGGCAUCAGCCAUACCCUGUCACAAGACCUAUCCGUGCCUCAGCAACAGCAAUCAGAUCUUCAGCAAAAGUGGACGGACAAGUGAUAAAAUCAGAACCUGACAAUGACGCUUCUAAUCAAAGUGCUGGUGACAACCUUGGAUCUAGUCAGCCCGCUUCCCCAUCUCAGACCUCCGCUCAAGCUGGUGCUGAUGAUUCUGAAUCAUCGUCGUCGACAAUUCCCAAUGAGCCCGGGCAAGAGGGACUUAGUCUCGGGGCUGAUUUGUCCGGGCUAGUGUCAGGUGAUGGAAUGGAGCAGUCAGGGGAUGGUGAACAAGAUGUUAGUGUUAAACUAGAACGAUUGACUGAGUCUGAGAUGGAUGAACUCGAGAUUACAGGUGUUGAGCCCGGGCGACCUAUGCCCUCGGCUCAGGACUGGAACGCUACCAUGUCCGGCAUGGGAUUUGACCCCUCAGCUUCUGGUGCUACCGGUUCCCCAGGAGACUUGGCCGCUCAGCAGGGAUACAAUCAAGCAUUCGGUGGACCUUUCCCAUUUCCUAGAAGCCAACAAGUUGACGAGGAAAACGAAAUGAAAAAGAAGCAUGUGUGUAGUUUUUGUGAGAAAAGAUUUGCUAGAAAGCUGUUCUUGGAAAAUCACCUGAGGAUCCAUACUGGGGAAAAACCAUUUGUGUGUAACCUUUGUCACAAGGCGUUUAGCAUUAAGCAUAAUUUGAAAGCCCAUAUGACUACACAUUUGAACGAGAUGAUUUAAAUGGAACAUUCUUAGCCCCCUGUGGAAUAAGUUAUCAGAUGCAUGUUGCUUCCCAAAGACAGCACCAGUUGCUAUAUUUAGAGAUAAUCUGAGGACAAGGAAAAGUAACAAAGGGGAAUUACUCUGUAAUAAGCUGAUACUUUUUUUGUCCUGAUUAUCACUAGAAAACGUAUCAAGGGUAUAUGAAAAAGAAUCAUGAUAUACUCCAUGAUAGUUAUCAUGUUCAUUGGACAAAAAAAAGAGGAUUUAUUCAGUGAUAAUUGAAGAUAUUGUUGAUUAUUCAAUGCACACAACGCUUGCUGUCAUUCAGCGAUUCAAUUGACCAAUAAAGGGAUUUUAUUUUGUCAGUAAAUAACAUGGCAUGGUUGUAUAAUCUUAGGGUUUUAGCCAGGUUUUCAAAAAGGACAGGGUGCUACAGGAAAGGUACAGGGUGCUAAGGGGAAAAUGGCACAUUGUGUCCACUGAAAAUAAUUUUGAAUUUCAUAGAAAAUGUUAGGUAUUGUGCUUAAUGGAAGAAAUAAUGUCUAUUUUGUAUGAAUUCAUUGUUUUAAUCAAAACAAAAAGAAAUAUUUGAUUAUCUGAAGCAUUUGAUUCUUUGAAGGCAGGAGGGUGCACAUUUUGGUCUCAAUGAAAUUAUGAUUAAGGGUGCUUCCAAAAAAGGACGGGAUGCUGCACCCUCCCAUAACCCUUAAUGUAAAACGCUAUAAAUAAGCGCAUGGUUGUAUAAGCACAUGGUUGUAUAAGCACAUGGUUGUAUAAGCACAUGGUAUAAGCACAUGGUUGUAUAAGCACAUGGUUGUGUAAGCACAUGGUUGUGUAAGCACAUGGUUGUGUAAUCCAAUAGACUCAUUGAUUCACCUCUGACAAACAGCCUCUGACAAGUGACCAGGCGGAACUAGGCACACAUCUGUGUCAUGCUCAAUAAUAACUGUAUAAAAAUUUGAUGUCUUGGACAAAAUACCUUAGACAAACAUUAACCCAUUAAGAUGCAGCUAAAGAUGAACAUUUGAUUGAUGAUAAUGACCAGAAAAAUUGAGCCAGAAGUUGACAAGAACGGCUAGCUAAUAAUAAAAAAAUACCUUAGACAAACAUUAAACCAAGAUGAAGCUUCAGAUGAAUAUACAAGACAAGAUAAUGAAUAAAAACAAAUUGAGUUCAAAGUUGACAAUUACUCCUUGUUUAAUGUUGAUUUUUCAUACGGCCCAUGUUUAUUAUAAUUCUAAAAUGCAAAAACAAGUGUGUAUUUACUUACAGUUUAAUGUGUGGUAUCUUCUUAGUUAUCAUAAUGUAAAGUGCCAUUAAUCUUGGCUUUCAUAGACCUAUAAUUGUUGUUUAUUAUUGUUGUCGCAUUAAUGUUGUCAUUUUUUUUUAGAAACAAAAGAACUAGAAAAGGUGAAUACAAAUACUCCAUUUAAGGAAACUAACAUAAGAGGACUUAAAAGUAUGCUCUGGAUUUUCUUUGAACUGUUAAAAAGAUAAAAUUUAAUGCUUUCUUUUUACAUGUUCAGGUAUGAUUAGUUGUUAACUGUGAAAAACUGUCAGAACUGUUAAAAAGAUAAAAUGUUAAAUUUAAUGCUUUCUUCUUACAUGUUCAAGUAUGAAUAGUUUUUAUGCUGUGCAUAAGUUUGUGAUCAUAUUUAUGAUGUUUUGUACAUAUCAUAUUGUUCAUCUGUUGAUCAAAUAUUCAAUGAAAAAUAAUGGCUAAAGAUUGUUUGUUAGAAUGAAUCAACAGAAAUAAAGGUUUUAUGCAAUGUAGUGGCGUAACCAUUGAUUUUGUGUAAGAACAUACUAACAAUGUUACGUUUUUAGUGGUCUACAUUUUAUUGUGUGAAUUACCCAUUAACUGGAACAGACACUGUUUAUAUCAACCACUUCACCUGAUUAAAAUCAAAAACGGCAGACUGCUGAUUUACUGAUAUAAUGUAUUGGAAAAGUUAAAAAUUACUACCUUUUCAUUGGACUAAAUAUUAUGUUGAGCACUAAACAUAAUAAGAUGAAAUUUUGCUGCACUUUGUUUAGGAAUAAAG
Molecule: messenger RNA, 3407 nt
Organism: Mya arenaria
Lineage: Eukaryota; Metazoa; Mollusca; Bivalvia; Myida; Myidae
Product: zinc finger protein 768-like
Exons: 5
Coding region: 193-1380 (395 amino acids)
Biological process (GO): regulation of transcription by RNA polymerase II
Cellular component (GO): nucleus
Molecular function (GO): DNA-binding transcription activator activity, RNA polymerase II-specific; RNA polymerase II cis-regulatory region sequence-specific DNA binding
Source: RefSeq, a predicted model, not a curated record